Messenger RNA from Drepanopeziza brunnea f. sp. 'multigermtubi' MB_m1, 1446 nucleotides. Lineage: Eukaryota; Fungi; Ascomycota; Leotiomycetes; Helotiales; Drepanopezizaceae. The record is from RefSeq and is a predicted model, not a curated record.
AUGUGUCACUCGGCUCCAUCGAUGCAUCGGCAAGCACUUCCGGUAUCCAAAUUGCCAUCUGAGCUCGCUGGAUUAUGCAGUGCUACAAGGUCCAAUGGCGGCUCAUGCCUCGCUAAAUACGACGCGACUGGAGCGGUCCAAUUGGUUUUUCAUGUUGAGCAUACAACAGAACAUCUGCGCAAGAACGCCACAGUGAAGUCGGUCGCUCUGAAGGAUCCGUGUGCCUGCAACGAAACCAGCACUUCUGGUUGCUUUGCACUCAAAAGACUUCACCGUGGCACUUCACAGGCUUCGACCCCGCGAUUUAAGAUGCGUUUUAGGCAGUUGCCUCCUAAGGAGGCGUUGAGGAGGCUCUCUUCACAUGGCCGACCUCUUAGCGAUGUAGUCACAACUCCAACUCACUCUAUGCUAGAAGCCAUCCAAAACACAACGCUUCUCGAUGAUGUAUUCGCGGAGGAUGCUACGACUAACUCCCUUGAAUCCCACAUGGCAAAACUCACCCAGCACGAAGCCGCGCUCUUCGUCCUCUCAGGCACAAUGGGCAACCAACUCGCACUACGAAGCCACCUAUUGCAACCGCCACACUCCAUACUCUGCGACUACCGCGCGCAUAUCCUCGAGUGGGAAGCCGGAGGAGCGGCGAGUCUCUCCCAAGCAUUGGUGAAAGGUGUGGUUCCCCAAAACGGAGUAUACUUGACACUAGAGGAUAUACAAAAGAACGUGGUGAUCGGAGACGAGAUCCACGGUUGUCCGACAAAAGUCAUCAGCCUGGAGAAUACAUUAGGAGGGACGAUCAUGCCGCUGGAAGAAGUGAAGCGUAUCAGCGCUUUUGCGCGUGAGCACGAUAUCAAGAUGCAUCUCGACGGGGCCAGGAUCUGGGAGGCAGUCGUAGCCGGAGCGGGGAGCCUACCAGAUUACACGACGCAGUUUGAUAGUGCCAGCUUGUGCUUUUCAAAAGGCCUGGGUGCCCCAGUGGGCAGUAUCUUAGUCGGGAAGCAGAAGUUUAUAAAGCAUGCGAGGUGGGUGCGGAAAAGUAUAGGGGGUGGGCUGAGACAAUCCGGCGUUGUGACUGCGGCGGCUAGGAUUGCUGUUGAUCAGACUUUUGGGAGGGGUCCUAAUGGUGAAGGGGGCCUAUUGAAGCAAAGCCAUGUUACGGCGAAGAGGAUUGCGGAUUUAUGGACAGAGAUGGGCGGGAAGCUGGAGAAACCGACUGAGACCAAUAUGGUAUGGUUUGAUCUGGAUGAUGUUGGAUUACCUGUAGAUGAAUUUGUGGAGAUUGGGAAGGCACAUGGGUUGAAGUUCUUAGGCCCGAGAUUAGUGGUGCAUUAUCAGAUCGGGGGUGAAGCUGUUAGCAGGCUGGAGAUGGUACUGAAGGAGGUCAUGGAGAGGAAGGGAACCAACGGAAAGGUGGAGAAGAAGGUUGGGGAGAAGGCCUACGGAACAUGA